AUGCCGAUAGAUGUCCAAAGGUUAGACAGCUUUAGCAUCGGUGAUGAUCCUAAAUCAGUGGGUGAUUCAUUGCAGGACGCAAUUGAAGGGCUCACAAAUUAUUUUGCUCCUCAAGCAAAUAAAUACUUUGAACGUUAUCAGUUCAUAGAAGCAUCACAGGAAACAGGUGAGACAAUAGAUUCUUUUGUAACUAGGUUAAAGAAAUUAGCUUCAACUUGUGAAUUUGGAGAUCUAGAAGACAGGUUAAUAGAGCAAAUUAUAGUAAGGAGUAACUCGCAAGAGCUUAGAAAGAAGUUGCUGCAAGAAAAGAAGUUAAACUUGCAAAAGGUUCUGGAAAUAGCAAGAGCAAUAGAAACUGCUAAUUACCAGUCCAAUGUCAUUGUAGGUAAGACUCACAAUAACAGCAGUAGCCAGGUAAAUCAUAUAUCCUAUAAAAGGAGUUACCAACAUGCAAAGAAAGGGCAAACAAAUGAAACGAGUAAGCCUAGCCCAGGUAUAUCCAAGUAUAACAAGGGUAAACCUAAUGCAUACUCAAAGAAAAUUCAAAGUCACAUAGGGACACAAAAACCUCAAAAGAAAUCGUGCUAUAGAUGUGGUAAACAAGAUCAUUAUAGCAAUGAUUGGGAUAAGUGCCCAGUGUCAGGUCAGACGUGCAACAACUGCAUGAAGCGUGGUCAUUUAACAAGUCAGUGUAAAUUUGCUAAGCAAAAGACCACAAAACAGAUCAAUAGAACCAUAAAUUCAAAUGGCGGCUCUAGUUCAAAUGAAAGUGUACAUAAGACCACAGAAGUAGAACAAUUUGCAUUUCACAUUAAUUCUGUGAACAAAGAUGCACAAGAACGUCUUAUGGCUCAAAUAGAAAUAAAUGGGAAACUCACACCCAUGCAAAUAGACAGCUGCGGAUUAUUUGAAGACAGAGUAGGAACAGUAAAGAAUGCACAAGCAGUCUUAGUUUUAAAGGAGAAUGUUACUCCUAGAUUUUCUGCUCCAAGACCAGUUCCAUAUGCAUUGAAAACAGCUGUGGAAAUUGAUAUUAGGAGGUUAGAAAGUGAAGGUUCAUGGGAAAAGGUAGAUUAUUCAGAUUGGUCUACGCCAUUAGUUCCAAUUGUUAAGGACAACGGUCAAGUUAGGUUAUGUGGAGAUUACAAGGUGACAUUAAAUCCACAAUUGCAAGUAGCACAACAUCCAUUGCCAAAUUCUAAAGAUAUGUUCGCAACUUUGUCAGGAUGCUCAGUAUUUUCGAAGAUAGGUCUUAGACAAACAUUUCAACAACUUUCCAUGGAUGAGAAUUCCCAAAAGCUAUGUACUGUAAACACACAUUUAGGGCUGUAUCGUCCAAAAAGACUUCCUUAUGGUGUUGCUAGCAGUCCAGCAAUAUGGCAGCAAACAAUGGACAAAAUAUUUGCAGCAAAAAAAGAGCAUAGAGAAAGGUUACGUGGAGUUCUAAAGAAACUAAAGGAACACAAUAUCAAGGUCAACCAGAGUAAAUGUAUUUUAGAAGUUGACUCUGCAGAGUAUUUAGGCUUUAUUGUAAAUGGUAAAGGUAUUCAUAAGACUCAAGAUAAGGUAAAUGCAGUGCCGUCAGCAAAAUUACCAGAAAAUGUCAAGGAAUUGCAAUCAUUUUUAGGUUUAGUAACAUUCCAUGGAAGUUUCAUUCAAAACUUAGCAACAAUUGCUCACCCAUUAUACAAUUUGCUGAACAAAGAUGUAAAAUGGAAUUGGGCAAAGGAAUGUCAAAAUUCUUUUGAAAAAAUCAAAGCAGAAGUGACAUCACCCACAUUCUUAGUACAUUAUCAAAUGGAUUUGCCAGUAAAGUUGGUUUGUGAUGCCUCAAACUUAGGAUUAGGUGCAGUACUAGCACAUGUAAUGCCAGAUGCUAAGGAAAUAGCACAAGGUACAAAGAAAAACCCAGUGCUUUCAAAAGUAGUGCAGAAUCUAAUAACUGGCAGAAAUAUUUGUGAAGAAGAUGCCAAUUGUAAACCAUACAAAGUAAUUUGGAAUAAAUUGAGUGUAACACAAGAAUCUAUUUUCAGAGGAUCAAGAGUAGUGAUUCCAAAUGCAUUAAGGAAUAGAGUUCUAUCAGAAAUACAUGCAGACCACCAAGGUAUUGUCAGAUCAAAGUCAAUUGCUAGAACUUAUGUUUGGUGGCCAGGUGUUGAUAGGGACAUUGAAAAUUUGGUUAAGAAGUGCAUGAAUUGUGCAUUGCAACAGAAUAACCCAAAACCAACAAGAAUGCACCCAUGGGAAUUACCCAGAUACCCGUGGCAACGUGUACAUAUAGAUUUUGCAGGUCCAUUUUUAGGAUACUCAUAUCUGAUAUUAGUAGAUGCAUAUAACUUAAAUAACUCAGAUGUGCAAACUGAUCACCAAGAUGUUCAACCACCAACUGUAAACAGAGAGGAAAAUCUUGCAAAAGCUCAGAAAGUAGCGGAGAUUUCAAGAAUUAAUGUACAAAUAGUUGAGGAUGAAGAAGAAGAGGAAGAGGAAGAAGUAGAAGAGGAAAACGGAAGAGAAGUAAACAAAACUGAAAUGACAGAAAAAAAUAAGGAAAACAAAGAACAAGAUAAAGGGGAUGUGUUUGGUGAUGCUAAUGGUGAUGAUACUGGGGUUAUGGGGAGUGGUAAUAUUAAAACCCACACUGGUGAUACGGGAGAUAUUUACGGGGAUGCAAUGCGGCAUAUUGGAGUUCACGGUGGUAACAAUUUUGGUGAUGAUAUAAAAAACCCACACUGGUGA
Molecule: messenger RNA, 2736 nt
Organism: Macrobrachium nipponense
Lineage: Eukaryota; Metazoa; Arthropoda; Malacostraca; Decapoda; Palaemonidae
Exons: 8
Coding region: 1-2736 (911 amino acids)
Molecular function (GO): zinc ion binding; nucleic acid binding
Source: RefSeq, a predicted model, not a curated record